AGUUUAAAUUGUCAAUUAAUUGCGUUUAACCAUUGUUUGUGAUAGAUUUGAAAGUAAUACAUAAAAAUUACGUAUGCGAAUGUGAAUAUGUGAAAAAGUAAUUUGUUGCCACACUUUUCCUUCCAAACUCAAGAAAGAUUCGGAGCGGCUUCUGAUUGGCUGGCACAAAAGUCGGCCCUUUCCUGAUUGGUGUUUGGGCUGCUUCCGUGGUGUCAUUCAUCUCCAGUCCCUCUUCUCACGCACCUACAGCUGAGUCUUUCCAGCAAACUGCUCCUGACCAGGGACAGGAGAGCGAAGAGGCAAAUUCAAGAGUUUUAUGCGGUUGUAUACUUAAACGAAGUAGUUUCGGUCCGUUGAGUGUCUGGUUUCUUUCUAUAUAUGACCUCGGGUUUGGCUUUGCUCAGACAGUGGCGGGGCAUUUCGUCGUGUUUGAAAAGACUGUGGAUUUUGGAGGAAGUUUAAAUGCCUGUACUGCCCGUGAGCACGCUGAAGCCAGGACGUCUUUAAGUUUCACAACUGCCCUGUUUGUCAGCGACAAUACAGACGGAAUCGAUGAAACAUUUCCUGUAUAGAAGGAUUUUAUCCGCUUGUACAGUUGUGCUCCUUCACCGCCCUUCUCCUCGUAUUUGGCAGCAUGUUUGACAAGUGUUGCCCUGUGUAACCGGUUCAUCCAGCUCUGCGGGGAGCACACGGCUGCUUCAUUAACUUUCAGUUAAACCACCACUGGUGAGUUUUGCAGAGGUGAUUUCACAGUAAUGGCUGGUCUAAGCAAUGUCCACAUGAAAACCCUGGAGGACCUGACAUUGGACUCUGGCUACGGGGCGGGGGACUCCUGCAAAUCCCUCAGCCUGUCCUCCUCCAAGUCAAAUUCCCAGGCCUUCAUUACGGCCCCUCACCGGGGCAACUGGUGGUACUACUCCGGCUCCAUGAACAGCAGGAACAACAGCUGGGACACUGUUAACACUGUCCUCCCCGAAGACCCAGAGGACAUUUUCUCCAAGUGUCCCCGCUUACCUGAUCUGGAGGAGUUCCCCUGGGCAGAAGAGGAGGUCGCCAAGAUACUGCGCAAAGUGGCCGAGAGUCGGAGCGUUAAAGGGGGACCUACAUUCUCUCCGGAGGCCGUGAGGCGGCUGUCCACUCUCCUCCGCAGAGCUCUGAUUCGCGUUUCCAGAGAGGCUCAGCGUCUCAGCGUCAUGCACUGCCGCUGUACGCGCUUCGAGGUGCAGAGCGCCAUGAGGCUGGUGCUCAGCUGGGCCCUGGCCGAUCACUGCGUAUCUGCUACGGUAAAGGCUAUAUCCAUGUACAGUAUGAGCGCCGGGGAGCUGCUGAGGAAGGGCAAGUCCGCCCGCUGUGGCCUCUCUUUCUCCGUGGGUCGCUUCUUCCGCUGGAUGGUGGACACCCGCAUCUCCGUGCGCAUCCAUGAAUACGCGGCUAUAUGCAUGACUGCAAGCAUGGAGGCUCUGGUGGAGGAGAUUGCAGCCCGGGUAUUGAUGGCAGAGAGAGGUCAUUUGGGACCGGAUUCGGGGUCAGGAUGCGCCCCAGUGAGUGCAGAAACUCUGGAGGGGGUGGUGAACAAUGACGCGGAGCUGUGGGGAGUCCUUCAGCACUAUGAACACCUGAUCUGCGGGAAGAACGCCAGUGGUGUUUUGUCUCUCCCAGCCCAUUUCAGCCCUUACACAGAGAACCAGCAGACGUCUGUGGACAGCAGGGAGGAUGCCUAUGCCCAGCUGGAGCUGAGGACGCUGGAACAGUCCUUGUUGGCUACCUGUGUGGGCAGCAUCUCUGAACUCAGUGACUUGGUGUCUCGUGCAAUGCACCACAUGCAACGUCUGAGCUCAGCACGCCUGGGGCUCAGCCCAGCUCGUCAUGCCCGCCCCCAGCAGCCUGUGUCCUGGUCGCCUGACGCCCUCCACACCCUUUACUACUUCCUGCGCUGCCCGCAAAUGGAGUCCAUGGAGAAUCCCAACUUGGAUCCUCCACGCAUGGCACUUAGCAAAGAGAGGCCAUUCCUCUUGCUGCCGCCUCUGAUGGAGUGGAUGAGAGUAGCCAUAGUCCAUGCUGAGCAUCGCAAAAGUCUGUUGGUGGACAGUGAUGAUGUCAGGCAGUCUGCCAGGCUUCUCCUCCCAGGGCUCGACUGUGAACCAAGACAGCUGAAGCCUGAAUGUUGCUUUAGCUCCUUCAAGCGUCUGGACUCCAAAGCCGCCACAGACAAGUUCCAUCUAGACCUGGGUUUUCGGAUGCUCAACUGCGGACGCACAGAUCUCAUUGGCCAAGCCAUUGAUCUGCUUGGUCCAGAUGGGGUCAACAGCAUGGAUGACCAGGGGAUGACGCCUCUGAUGUAUGCCUGUGCAGCUGGAGAUGAGGCUCUAGUCCAGAUGUUGAUUGAUGCUGGGGCCAACCUCGAUGUGGCGGUUCCACCAUGCUCCCCAAGGCACCCCUGUGUGCAUCCUGAUAGCCGACACUGGGCAGCUCUCACCUUCGCUGUGCUGCAUGGACACAUCUCCGUGGUGCAGCUCCUUUUGGAUGCAGGGACCAAUGUGGAGGGGGCCGCAGUCCGCAAUGGACAGGAGAGUGCAGCAGACACCCCAUUACAGCUGGCUUCGGCAGCAGGCAACUAUGAGAUGGUGAGUUUGCUCCUGGCACGAGGCGCUGACCCCUUAUCAAAGGCCCAUGAUGGAAAUGCUCUUACGUCCUCUCUCUUUGAAGACAUGAACUGCUUCAGUCACGCUGCUGCACACGGACACAGGAACGUGUUGAGAAAGCUACUGACUCAGCCCCAGCAAGUCAAAGAGGAUGUCCUGUCCCUAGAAGAGAUCUUAGCUGAGGGGGUGGAGUGUGAAGAAGCUGCAAUUUGCCCAUUCCUCCCUCUCUCGCCCCUCCCUACCCCUUCCUCUGGCCCUGGCACACUGCCAGAGGUGGGCAUACCCAGGCUUUGCAAAGCUAUGAUGAAGGCUCUGCAAGAGGCCAGCUACUACAGCGCAGAGCACGGCUACCUGGAUGUCACCAUGGAGCUACGAGCGAUGGGUGUACCCUGGAAACUUCAUGUGUGGCUGGAAUCUCUGCGCUGUGCCCAGCAGCAGUCCAGGGCAGGGGUCACCCUUUCUCUCCUCAGAGAGUUCACUACGAUCAGAGAAGAGGACUACUGUGAGGAGUUGGUCACCACUGGCCUGCCCCUUAUGUUCAAUAUCUUACGUACCACCAAGACUGAUGCCAUUAUCCAGCAGUUGGGGGUUAUUUUCAGUCACUGCUUUGGCCCAGCACCCCUUCCAGCUGUCCCUGAAGUGAAGGCCACUCUUUCAGCUCAGUUGGACCCUCAUUUCCUGAAUAACCAGGAAAUGUCAGAUGUGACGUUUUUGGUGGAGGGGAAGCCGUUCUAUGGCCACAGAGUCCUGCUAAUCACUGCCUCUGACAAAUUCAAAUCUCUGCUGGCCUCCUGUGGACCAGAUGGAAGCCCAAACAAAGAGAUUGAGAUCAGUGAUGUGAAGUACAACAUUUUCCAGAUGAUGAUGUCAUACCUGUACUGUGGAGGAACAGAGUCACUGAAAAGUAAUGUGCCUGACUUGUUGGAGUUGUUGGCAACUGCUAGUUUGUUCCAGCUGGGGGCGCUACAAAGACACUGUGAACUCAUCUGCUCUCACCACAUCAACCUGGAUAAUGCUGUCAGCAUCUACAAGACAGCCAAGGCCCAUGUUUCAGUGGAGUUAAGUUCAUUCUGUGAAGGAUACUUCUUACAGCAGAUGCCUGCUCUGCUCGAGAGAGAGGUCUUCAGGAGCCUGUUGUUGGGACCCCCUGGGGUGCGACAAGGGAACAGCUCCACUUCUAUGCUGGCUCACAGCUGGGGAGAGUCACCUCUGGAGGAGCUGGAGACCACCCUGGCCCAACGACUGCGCUCUCUCUACGUCACCUCCCGAGUCUGAUAGCAACAGGAUGGAUGCUGAGGAGAGAGAGGACAGAAAUAAGAGGACGAGUGUGACAGUUGGAGUGGAAGUUUCAUCACUGAUAAAGGAUCGGGUGACUAGAGGCUGUCUAAAUGAUUAAGUACAGUAACAUCUGAUCCUGGCUGUGGGAACAAGCAACUUCUUUGACACUGGGACACAGAUCAGUGAGUUAUGUGCCAGUAGUUGAGACUUUUCUCUGGACAAUGAGGUGUUUCAUAUUCUGAGCACUCCAGCUUGACAUUUUUUGGAGUGUACAACAUGUUUAUGAAGAAGAAAACUGGAAAAUGUGAUGCUUUUCUCCAAGGCUUUGAAAGUUAAAAUGAGAGACGCAACAGGUGGCAACUCUGAAUCCUGAAACACUGCUACCCUCUAUUGGACAAAACUGGCCAAAUUUAUUGUAUAGGAGGAGCGGGAUCAGUGACACCCUUCUGGUUCUGACUGAAGCUAUGUAGAGUGAUAAAAGACUGAAGCAUUUGUUAAAGAAGAAAGAAAAGCGAGGCCAUGCUGAACUUUUGGUUUAGUCUCAUUUUAAAUAAUAGAACUGGUGUCUCCAGCAUUGAUGCAAGCUCUGGAUUAACAUGUCUUGAUGUCUGUAUGUUUCCAUUUUUUAAAGUGACAGGAGAAACGCAACAGUUAUUGAAGAGUGGGAUGGACAGUUUCUAUUUAAUGAGAAAAACAGAUGUGAGUAUUUAAUGGGGUGUUCCCUUUUUAGUUUUUAAUCCAAGCAAAUAUUGUUUAAAAAGUUGCUUUUGUGUAGUUUUUGUUUUUUCCAGGUACACUAACAGUUAAGCUUAUGUAUGCUGAGAUUCAACAUGUCAACACAGCUACAGCAGCAAAAUCCAAUAUGGGAUUUGGACUAGUUUGUGUCGAUGUUGAAUAUUGUAAUAAACCUGGUAAACAAGCCAAAGCAUUUAAUUUGUCUGUGUUUGUGAGGAUUGGUGUAGACUCACCUGAAUCAUCAUUAAAACAGUCUUGGAAAUGCACAAACCUACAACAUGGAAGUCACAACUUUAUAAGCAGAUACAUUCUUACUGGAAAUGCUGGGAAGGUUGAGUAACAGGUAGAAAUGACAAUUCAAUUGCAUCAGUCUUAAUUUUAUAGUAACAAUGUAUAUUUCACAAUUUACAAAACCCUAACCCCAUGUGACAGUUUUAAAAACACUGAAAAUUUACUUUGUGGACUUACCAAUGUACAAAAAAACAAGCACACCGUAACUGAAUGAGUUUAUUUGUUUCAGCACGGAAGAUGCUCACAGUUAUGUUAUAUGGGGAUUACAGCAGUUUUGUUCCUGCUCUGUCAAAAGACCACUCUGGCCCUUUGGGAUUAUCGGAUGUCCUUUGUGCUGCUAGCUUCCCAUUGUAGAAAAAAAGAAAGGAAGGUGAACAAUAGGAUAUUGCUUUGUGUUUGUAGUACUGAUAUGCCCCUCCCUGUGCCUCUUCUACCUGCAGGUAGAGAGAGCCUUCCAGAGAGAGGUGCAGAGUAAAAGAAGCAUAGUUCCUAAACUUUGUGCAUAAGACAAGAGGAGGAGGAGGAGGA
Molecule: messenger RNA, 5474 nt
Organism: Monopterus albus (swamp eel)
Lineage: Eukaryota; Metazoa; Chordata; Actinopteri; Synbranchiformes; Synbranchidae
Gene: abtb2b
Product: ankyrin repeat and BTB (POZ) domain containing 2b
Exons: 17
Coding region: 756-3917 (1053 amino acids)
Molecular function (GO): protein heterodimerization activity
Source: RefSeq, a predicted model, not a curated record